GAGGGCACACCUGCUUUUAGCUGCAGGUAUAAAUUUUAGUCUCCCAGCCCCACUCUAGAACACUCAGCUGCUGCUGACACCAUGAAGGUCAGCCUGUUCCUUGCCCUCUGCUUCCCCUUCUGCCUGGUGGGCAUCGCCAGCUCAGAAAAGACCUCAGCCCAUCUCGAGCGAGAGGCUCCCCAGGAACUGCUCCAAACUCUGCCUGCCCUGUGCCGGCUCCCCCCCCUCGAGGGCCCCUGCCGAGGCCGUUUCUACCGCUAUUUCUACAACUCUACAGCCCAUGAAUGUGAGCACUUCACCUACGGUGGCUGUCGGGGCAAUGCCAACAACUUUGAGACCACGGAGAUGUGUCGGAGGGUCUGCAAACCCCCCGGGACAAGGUAAAAAGCCGCCGAAGACCGGGCCUGCAUCCUCCUAGCCUUGACCGAAGGCUGGCUGGGCCUCCCUUCCUGCGCUCAGGCCCUGCUUGGAACCCAUCCCGGAGCCCUCUGGGCCUGGGUCAAUAAAGCAUUCCAAGCCAGUGUGGCCUGAGGCCUUCUUGCAAGGGCACAGAG
Molecule: messenger RNA, 554 nt
Organism: Panthera uncia (snow leopard)
Lineage: Eukaryota; Metazoa; Chordata; Mammalia; Carnivora; Felidae
Product: colostrum trypsin inhibitor-like
Exons: 3
Coding region: 82-384 (100 amino acids)
Molecular function (GO): serine-type endopeptidase inhibitor activity
Source: RefSeq, a predicted model, not a curated record